Molecule: messenger RNA, 2263 nt
Organism: Crotalus tigris (Tiger rattlesnake)
Lineage: Eukaryota; Metazoa; Chordata; Lepidosauria; Squamata; Viperidae
Gene: CLIC5
Product: chloride intracellular channel 5
Exons: 6
Coding region: 489-1244 (251 amino acids)
Source: RefSeq, a predicted model, not a curated record
GGAAGGCUUUCAUACUGUUUUUCAAAAGUACUGCAUGUAAGAAUGCUGGAAAGGGGAGUGCAAGAAAGAACUAUGUUGACAGAAUGGGAUUAAAAGAAAUGGUUUGUUCUGAGGUACCACGGGCUGUGCAUUAACCCCACCCUCCUCUCUUGCACUUGGCUAUUUUGGGCUGGCAGCAUGAGCCAGAGCUCUGACAGAUGAGCACUCAGAAACACAACACAGCACUGUAGCACUUGUUGCUCUGAACACCAAUGUAAGCUUCUCCUGCUUUGCCUUUCUUGUCCUUUCUGGUUUAUUUUGUUUACAGUUUCAUAAUUAGGAAAAUUAUUGUCGGAGUUAGUGGAAGUUUCAAAAGCAGCAGGAGGAGCAAAGGGAUUGGGUGGAGAAGGAGCAGGAAGCCUCUCAAGUCCUGUGGGUAAAAGGCAAAGCCGUGUUGGCCCUGGACCCUUUACAGAGCAAGAACAGCUCCUUGCCUGGGGCGAUCAGAAAUGAGCGAUUCGUCUCCUGCCAAUGGAGAAGGAAAAGACCCUGAAAUUGAACUCUUUGUCAAGGCUGGCAUAGAUGGAGAGAGUAUUGGGAACUGUCCAUUCUCACAGCGUCUUUUCAUGAUACUUUGGCUCAAAGGGGUUGUAUUCAAUGUAACCACCGUUGAUCUGAAAAGAAAGCCUGCUGAUUUACAUAAUUUAGCUCCGGGGACCCACCCACCAUUUUUGACUUUUAACGGAGAAGUCAAGACUGAUGUUAACAAGAUUGAGGAAUUUUUGGAGGAAACUCUAUCACCUCCAAAAUAUCCUAAGCUUGCAGCCAAGCAUCGUGAAUCCAAUACUGCAGGCAUAGACAUAUUCUCCAAAUUCUCUGCAUUUAUCAAAAACACAAAGCAGCAGGACAAUAACAGUCUUGAGAAAGGGUUAACAAAGGCUUUGAAGAAGUUGGAUGACUAUCUGAGAAAUCCUUUGCCUGAAGAGAUAGACACAAGCAACACUGAAAAGGAAAGAGUGUCAAAACGCAAUUUUCUUGAUGGGGAUGAGCUGACCCUUGCUGACUGUAACCUCCUGCCCAAGCUUCAUGUUGCCAAGAUUGUAACAAAGAAAUACAGAAAUUAUGAAUUCCCAGCAGAAAUGACAAGACUGUGGCAAUACCUGAACAAUGCUUAUGCUCGGGAUGAAUUCAUCAACACUUGUGCUGCAGACAAAGAGAUUGAAAUAGCUUAUGCAGAAGUAGCUAAACGGCUUUGCAAAUCCUAAUCAGAAUCAGCAAGAUCCAUUUCUCCAGAGAAUUCCUGUUUUAUAGACGCUUCUCCCCAAAUGCCUUAAAAUAUGUAUGUAUGGAAGUUGGAUAACUUUGACGAAAUUGAUAAUUUUUCUGGAUGCAUCUUGACCAAUAUUUCACUGAUGAAAUACUGAGUAAAGACAGUAUGGAAUAGAGAAAGCACAACUCCAAAUUAUUAUGUUUUAUAAUUUAUGAUUUGGUGGGAGUACUUGGAGAGAGGGGGACCUUCCUUUUUCUUAGAGAAAAUUUAGGACAGGAAAACAUUUCUGAAAUCUUUACCAAUAAACUGGAAGAAAUGCUAUAUGGUCCACAGAUAUCAUUUGGCUUUAUUCAUAUAUUUGGGCUAAAAAUUUAAAGGUAAAUAUAAAGUAAAAUUUUGCCUUAUUUCUUGCAAAUGUUUUUUCAUGCACACUAAUUAUGAUCUAUCUGAAAAUAUUGUAUGCUGCAGUUAGGAUUGGGAAGCUUAAAUUUGGAAGGAAACUAGGGAUGAGAGUAAGAAAAUGUAUCUUAAGCAGAAUGUUGCUUUAGGACUAUUUAGCAUAAUUUACGGCCUUCAUGCAUCCGGUUUUCUUCCAUGUAGAAGAUGGAAGCAUUGAAAUAGUGAUUCAAAAAUGUUCUAUAUCUUCAUGACUUCAUGUUAGAAGGAGUGAUAUAGGAACAAGAUCUAGAUAAUCUUAAAAUCUCACUAAUGUUCUGAACUUUAUUAUUUUGUCAUACAUGCAGUCUUUGCAGAAAAAGUUGUGCUUUAAGACAAUGAGUGCUUUGUUCUGCCAAUUGUUCACCACUUGUAAUGAAAUGUAGAGGUUGAUUUCACAUUCUUUUGGCACUUUGCAAGAGAAAAAAAUUGAAUAUUAUAUAGCAGGUCUGCCAACUAAGUUGGAUAACAUCCAGUUGCACUCUUUUAACUUCAGUAAAGGAGAGAUUCACAUUUUCUAUUAUUUUCUUUAAGCCAUAAAAACAAAGAAAGAUUUUUGUUUAUAAAAUCUUUAUUUGA